Lymnaea stagnalis (great pond snail) is the source of this 1959-nucleotide messenger RNA. Lineage: Eukaryota; Metazoa; Mollusca; Gastropoda; Lymnaeidae. The record is from the annotation of a GenBank genome assembly.
AACGAAGCAGUAAAGUGCAUUUUAUCAAGUCUAAUCCAUGAAAGACAUCCAACGGUUGUUCAUUUGGUAAUGCGCCUUGAAAAUUGACAGCCCGUGUACUUAACAAUAGAAAAUGAACAUGUAAAAGAAUUGUCUACAUCGUUAAAAAGUUAACGGCAUUUUCUUGUUGUGUGGUAAUGAUAUGUUUGCAACGCGCUACUUUACACUGAAGUGCAACAAUACUACAUAUGAAAUAUAUCAGUAAACAAGAUUCAAGGCUGCAAAAAUAAAAAUGUUGAAGGGCAUUGCAAUUUAAACUUUACAGACGUAUUACGUCGUCUAUAUACUGUUCACACUAAUAAUGCUAACUGCUUUUUAAUUUUGAUUACUGUUAUGAGCAUACGUUGACAGACAUCCUUUCAUGAACUUAGAGCACUAAACCGCCAAGUAUAUGCCACUUAUUGUAAAACUUGCCAAGUAUUAAAACUUCUGGAAAACGAUGCACAAUUGGACUCUGGUCCAUCUAAUGCAUAAAAUAUUGCUCAAUCACAAAAAAUACAAACUUUGCUUGCAAUCAAAUUGAUAACGUGUUUCCCAUCCAAUCCAAAAGCUGUUUGGGGAAAUACAAAGACUCAUGAGUGAAGACAUCCUAAAUCGUGUGUGUGUGUGUAAUGAAUGCAAAUGCGAUUAACAACAUACGGUUUUAAUAAGGCAUUCGUUUCAUAUGAAGGAAUAUGUUUUGCAAUCACUAAUAAAGAACUGAUUCAAUUGGAAAUGACUGCUCUCAAUUGAGCUACAAACAAUCUGUUUUUCAUGGUGAUUUACAAGAGAAAUGCACAUUGAUAUUGACGAAUCAUGUACAUUUUUCAAAAUAGUCUUCCAAAAUUGGUUCCAGAACAAAGACUAGAUUGUGACAUAAUUUUGCAAACCAAAGCGCAUGUUCAUAUUUGUUAUAUGCGCAAGCAAAUCUUUUCUCAUUUAAUUUAUUUGGCAACCAUAUGAUCACGAUAACGUAUUGCACUAACAUUUUCUGUAAGUUGAUUUGUUUUAAAUACUUUAUCAUAUAUUUGAAAAAUGUUAAUGUUGAGACGCUAUCUAGAUUUGCAGCAACUCUUCUGGAUGGUGGUCAAAUAGCGCAUUCAGCACUGAAAUUGCUGUUGAUUUUUCAAAUCACUGAGGCACCAACAUGUAAUAUUAAUAAAAACUAUGUAAUGAAUAACGCACCCAAAUCAUAUCAACUCAUUAUAUUGGACUGAUUUAUUAAGGUGCACAAAAAUCAUAGGAAACACCUCAUCGUACACUAAAUUAUUUUAGAGGAAAUUUACAGUUCUUCGGUGGCCCACUUAUUUUAUUGUCCAGUAAUUUUCUACAAAUUUUACAACUUAUACCACGUUCAGAAAGGUACUGAUGAAUUAAUUGCAUGUCCUAAAUCAUCAUUUUUAAGGCGAUACGCACAGAAAUAGAAUUUGAAGACCAAUUUGCACUUACAAUCACAACAUGAUGUAUCUGCUGAACAUUUCGCAAAACAAUUGGCGGCUAUUCGGAAUGGUAAAAGGGCAAUUGAUGAAUCCAUACAACUUAUCACAUUGCCCAAUAGAUUAUGUAAAAUCGCAGCAAACACCGACAAAUUGAUUCAAAAAGCUUUGUUCAAAUAUCACACAGAAUUACAUCAGUGGCGCAAUGCAUGUGCCAUACUAGCAACACAAAACAACAAUGUCAAUACCAUCAAUUUCAGAAUUCAAAUAGAAAUGCAAUGCACAGCGUUAUCGUUUAAUGUAUAAUUCUAUUGAUACUCUAAUAAAUAAUUUAAAAGUUGUCUAUUAUCAAACUGAAAUGUUAAAUUCACUUGAUUUUCCAGUUAUGUCGUUGUACAUUUUAACAUCGAAAAUAUGAGUGCCUAUCUUUACUUCCCGAAACAUAAAUCAACCACUUCUUUGCAAUGGUAACAAGCUUUCAGUGAAAAAGAUAAUGGACAGGAUC